AUGGGCGAUAAUAUCCCGGACGACGAUUCUGUCCUACAGAUUGAGGCUGAAGCCCCCUUACCACCCACCCCCAACGACGGCUACCACUCCCACCACCGACCUCACACCCCGAGGCGUCCCACCCGACGGACCGAAGCCUACCCUCUGACUCACUCCUCUGUCAUCACCGACCCUCCCAAGUCCACCAUGCUUGCCACCAACGAUCGAUCAUCCUCUAAAUGGACUUGGACCAUUCUCGAUCUCUCCGGGGCUCACUACGAUACCUGGAAGACCGACCUUUAUCUUGUCGCUGCUACGGAAUACACUGUUGAUCUCCGACCGUUGUUCGACUACGACAGCCGCAACGCUACCGAUAUGGCUGCUGCUCAAUUUGCGACAUCCCAGAAAGAAACUGGCGCAUACCAAUGCGCCCAUCAGAUUCUCCUCCGCUCGUUAUCCGUAGCUUUACGUACGUUUCUCCGAAACGACAUAUUGCUUGGUCACCCGUGGCUCCUCCUUAACACUCUUAUACGACGAUUCAAACAUCACCCAGCGAAGGACCGCAAGCACAUCACUCACACUUACCUCCGCCGUUUUCGCCGCAAGGAUGACGAAGCCUUGCGCGAAUGGGCAUUUCGCUGCAAAACUCUAAUCAGCAGUGCCAAGGAACAGGGUACUAUAUUCUCAGCAGACUACACUCACAAUGUUUUACUCUCUGGCCUCCCGGACGCCUAUCCAGAGCAAACCAAAGGAUACCUCCUAGGUCAUUCUACAGCUACCCGCCGCACCAUUACAAUACAGGACCUAUGUCUCUACGAAGAGGAGUGGGAAACCAUGAAUAACAUUCGUCCCCCACGCGUCAACUAGCUUACUACCCCUACCGUCAACCCCUUGGAUACCAAGCUUGAGGCACUGAUCAAGCAUGUCAACGCUAUGACCAUUACGCCUACAGCUCCCGCACCUUAACAGUUCCAAUGCUAUGUCUGCCGGUCGUCCCAACACCAUUCCGGACGCUGUAUGAAAGCAUGCGGAAAGUGUAGAGACAAGCAACACACAGCCCAAGACUGCAAAACAACUCCGAUACUCUGUACUAACUGUAAUAGACUGAACCACCUUACUGUGGUCUGUAGUCGGCGAAGCCUAAAACUAAAUUUUCCUUAUAUUGCGCACCAAUCUACCACUAGCCGCGUCCGAGACUAUACGAGAUAUCACAUGGAUUCGGAAUAUCAUCAAUGCCAUGGGACUCGCUGUCUCUUCCUCGACUAACCUCUACGUUGAAAACCAGUCAGCUAUCAAGGUCGCCCUUGGCACCGGCACUGCUAAGGGUCUCAAACACAUCGCAGUACAAGCCCAUUACAUCCGCGACUGUGCCAAGUCUUGCAUGAUUACAUUAAGCUAUGUCAGCACCCACCUCAACCCAGCUGACCUCCUCACAAAAUGCCUUGCAAAACCCAAACACGAAUAUUUUACACAAACACUUCUCCGAGACCAUAUUUCUCCAGCUCCAACACAUCAACCCUGAUUUUGGUUUAUGGGGCCAGGUUAACCUUCCCGUUUUGAUUCCG
Sphaeroforma arctica JP610 is the source of this 1544-nucleotide messenger RNA. RefSeq lists its product as hypothetical. Lineage: Eukaryota; Ichthyosporea; Ichthyophonida. The transcript has a single exon. Bases 1 to 846 code for a protein of 281 amino acids. The record is from RefSeq and is a predicted model, not a curated record.